Messenger RNA from Rubroshorea leprosula, 1058 nucleotides. NCBI's taxonomy places the organism in Eukaryota, Viridiplantae, Streptophyta, Magnoliopsida, Malvales, Dipterocarpaceae. The record is from the annotation of a GenBank genome assembly.
CCUUCGCCUUCCGAACUCUCCGCCAAAACCUUCCCCCCAUCCCAAUUUAAAAAUUUUCAACCAUUCCCUCUAAUUUUCGAAUGGAAUACUCAUCUUUAAUCUCUCAUAUUUCCUUCUCACUUCACUUUCACUUUCUUUUUUCUCACUUCCUUUCCUCAUUUUCUCCCUUUAACAGUCUAUUUUCAUAUCUUUACAAAUCUGAAAUCAAAGCCCUACUAAGAUCUCUUGUCUCUUUCUCUCUCCAUAUCUCUCCUUCACGACCACCGUGUGCGGCCUCAAUCAUUGGCGACCGUCGCAUGUUUUAAGGUCACACUUCCUCUCCUUUUUAUAUAUAUAUGUGUACUGAGUUUUGUUUUAUAUUUUUCUUUUCUUUAGCCGCCGCCACCACCACUGGUUGCCGGAAAACUGUAGGUUUCUUCAGUUAAAUUUUUAGGCUUUGGUUCUACAAAGGAGAGGAUUAGGGAGAGAAUAGUGAGAAAAAGAGAAAGAUUGCUAGGUGGAGAAGAUAAGAUAAUUUGUAAAAGAGACUAAAUUCGCACUGUUCUUGCCUAGAACAAUAGGGCUCAUGAUGAUGUCGAAAUCCACAAUAUUCUAUAAUUUUUUGUUUAAUAUUUUUAAGUUAAAGUAAAUUAUAACUCAAUUAAAAAAAUUGCCCAGGAUUUGUAUAUUCACCUAAUCACAAUCUAAUACAUUUUUAUUGUUUAUGGGUUUGUUCUGGUUCUGGGUGUGGUUUUCUAUAUUUGGGAUUGUAAUUUAUUUGAUUUUUUUUUGGGAUUUUUCCUUUUUUAGUGUUGAGGUUGCACAGUAGCUGUCAUAUAGCAUCUGACUUUUGUUUAGAUUUCCUAAAAUGGAGCGGAUUGGAGCAAUUAAUUUUUGGGUAUAGUUUUUUUGUAUGUAAUCGUUUAAUAUUGUUGUCUCAGGUGGGUUUUUCUUAGUUGAGUUUAUGGAUUUUUUAAUUUAAUUUUUUUGGUUAAACUUGUUGUUUAAUUUUGCAAAAAUUGAGUUGAUUGUACCUGCAUUUUGUUGAAAUCGUUCAUUAAUUAAUAGAUGAUUUUUUG